Molecule: messenger RNA, 6173 nt
Organism: Silurus meridionalis
Lineage: Eukaryota; Metazoa; Chordata; Actinopteri; Siluriformes; Siluridae
Gene: ppp1r9alb
Product: protein phosphatase 1 regulatory subunit 9A-like B
Exons: 20
Coding region: 307-4812 (1501 amino acids)
Biological process (GO): calcium-mediated signaling; actin filament organization; neuron projection development
Cellular component (GO): dendrite; postsynaptic density; cytoplasm
Molecular function (GO): actin filament binding
Source: RefSeq, a predicted model, not a curated record
UCGAGCGGGAGCGCGCACUCGGCGACAAGGUGGUUCGCAGAGCGAAUCGUGCAGGGAAGAGAGCCGCUGGAAGGGUGUGAUAUGAUAUGAUAUGAUAUGAUAUGCAUGGAGUUAUGGUAACAGCACCUCAAUGUGGUUUUCAAGAUCAUCCUUCCACUAGAUACCACACAAGAUCUGUCUAAGGCUGUGUAGAACAUUCCAGCAAAUAUUAUCUUAAAAACUGCUGGGUCUUUUUUUAAUCCUCAACUUUUUUAUUAUCCGGUUCUAUCCUCAGCCUGUUUGCACGAUUCAGUUCCCAUUUAGAAGAUGAUCAAAAGUGAAGCCAAAAGUGACCGAGUGCUGAGGAGUGCCUCGCCUCAUAGAAAUGCAUACAAAUCAGACUUCCACUCCAUCAAAUGCUCCUUCGAGGGCCCGUCUCUCUUUUACUCCUAUGGAGGGAGCGAGGCACGAGGCAGACCAUCAGGGAGCCGAGUGAACGAAAUCAAAAGCAUUUUUCUUCAAAUGGAUACCCAACAGCCACAGGACCAAAUCAAACCGGGAAUGGCUAAAUUGCAGCGGAGUUCCUCCUCAUAUAGAUCGAGCAUGGGAAGCACCUCCAGCGUGGAAUCGGGCACCUCAGAAGUGGUACGGAAAUCAGAGGGCAUCUCGUUUGACAAAGUGGCACUGGCAGAAAAGUUCUCGGAGACCAGAAAGCUUUUUGAGAGUGGGCUGCCGAAAGACAGAAAUGCAUCUGUCAGCCGAUCCUCUCUGCGUAGUGCUUCAGAGGAUGGCAGGGAUGUGAAGAAGCUGACAGAAAAGAGUGAACAAAUUCAAGCCAAAGGAGGACAACCAAAUGAAGACAAGGACAGAGGAAGGGCUGAGCGUGAGACGCCGCCACAUAAGUCUGCACUAAUGAUGAACAAUGCAGGACCGAUAUCCAGGAGACUGGAGAGCUUCAUGUUAGACAGUGACAGUGAGUCCUUGUCUGGCCCAUCUGUCUCAACUCGUUCACAAAGUCCAAGUAGUCAUUCCCAACCACCAUCGUCCCCAAACAGCGAGCAUUCAGAUCCACCUUUGUCACCUGUUAGUAAUGGUUCUCCCACAUCAUACACUCUGUGGCCUGAAAGCCCUUCAGGCCCGGCAGAUGGAACUUCAAAAAGUGAGUCUCCGUAUUCACCAACACCACUGAAUGAAGUCUUCAUGGAAGAAAGUCCUCAGUGGAGCAGCCAUAGCACAAACACCACCAUGGACAAUGCUAAUGAAACUCUGGUUUCUGUUGUGUCAACAGAACAAACUGUACUUUUUAAAAGUGAGAAGCGUCAUCGUUUGUCUCUGAGCAGUGGUUCUGUCAGUCCUUCAGGAGAUGUGAAUGAAAAUUUGGAGCUAAAUGUCAAAGAAAAGCAACACAAAGUGGAGUUUGGUAGCCCGGCUCUGUCUACGGUUCGAGCUGAAAUGGUGGUGGUCCAUAAUGAAUCAUCAGAAGGUGAGAGCAACGAGGAAGAACGAGUUAUGGAUGAUGUUUUUAAAGAAGUCAAGAAGGACCAACCUCCCACAAAUCUUCCCACAGAGCUCACUGACAGAAAGGAGGUCCAAAUCCUAUAUCAUGAAGAUAAAUCAGGGAGGGACUUUAUGAUAGGGGAGGAGAAAAAGAUGGAAAGGGUCGAUAGAACAAUGGUUGUGGAAGACAAGGAUCAGGAAAAAUUGGCUAAGGAUAAAAAUGUGCACAAAGGUGAGACUGAGCAAGUGGAGGAUGAGAAGGUGAAAGUGGUACAAGAGAACGUAGAGCAAGUGCAAGAGGACCAUCCAUGCAAUGAGAUGAAGCCUGAACAGAAAGUGAUGAAAGAGGAGGAAGGUACCAGUCAGAACGAGCAGAGGAAAAUCGAGGAGCAUGUGGAAGAAUAUCAUGAUGUGGCGCAAGAGGAAGAGGAACAUGAUGUUGAAGAAGUGACUGUGAAAGAGAAGCAACAGCAAAUAAAUGAGGACUCUGCUGGCAAGAGACCUUUGAUAUGUGGAAUUGAGAAUGCUGCUUUUGUGGACGACCGGGAAAGUAAGUCAGACUAUCAACAAAAGGAACAAGACACAGAACCAGACUUUGAUCAUUUGCAGGAAUAUGAGGAGUUUCCAGGCCUCUCUGAUGAAGAAGAUAUCACCCCAAGGAGGAAGAUCAGGUUCUCCACUGCUCCUAUCAAGGUCUUCAGUACAUAUUCUAACGAUGACUACGAUCGAAGGAACGAAGAGGUUGACCCUGUAUCGGCAUCAGCCGAGUACGAGCUAGAGAAGAGGGUGGAGAAAAUGGAUGUCUUCCCGGUGGAAAUUCAGAAAGGUGAUGAAGGUCUGGGGAUCAGUAUAAUAGGAAUGGGUGUAGGAGCUGAUCAAGGUCUGGAGAAACUUGGUAUCUUCGUCAAAACCAUAACUGAGGAAGGAGCGGCUCAGCGCGAUGGCCGUGUUCAAGUCAACGAUCAGAUCGUGGAGGUGGAUGGGAUCAGCCUCGUAGGAGUCACCCAGCUUUUCGCUGCCACUGUACUUAAGAGCACUAGAGGACUAGUGAAGUUUCUGAUUGGCCGAGAAAAGCCAGGGGUUGAAAGCGAGGUGGCUCGAUUAAUAAGUGAAACUCUGGAGCAAGAAAAGAACCCACUUAAACAGUUACAGCAAGAUGAUGACUUUAUUGACCUGGAAGCAGAGAAUGAAGAAAAGGAUCCCCACCCUCAAGAAGCUCAACUUGAAAAGCAAACGGCUCAAAUCUUACAGGAACACAUCAAGCAAGAAGCCCAGCUACUAGACGAAGAAAAGAACACAAUAGAUAUGGAGAAGGAUGGAGAAGCUCUGGUGGAGGAGAAGAAGGAGGAGAAAGAUGAUGACACAAGCUUUGAUUUGACUCAGGAAGUGUUUGCACACUUGAAGAAUCAAGGCAUUGUUAUUCCUGAGGACACAAAUCACACUGAGCUGGACCAAACAUUUAAAGAGCUCCAAAUGAAGCACAACACAACACUAACGGAGCUGAAGCAGAUGAAGGAAAAGCUGCGAGUGUGUGAAGCUGACCGCUUAGCCUGGGAGGCUCGAGGUGUGUCUCUGGAGAAGAGCGUAAAUGAGAGCAGAGAGAGAAUAGAGAAGUUGGAGAAACACUGGCUCGAAGCUCAGGCUCUCUGCAAGACCAUCAACGAGAGACUCAGCGAGGCCCAAAGUCAGCACGAGUCACUACAGAUCAAAUAUGACCAAACCAACAAGCAACUACAAGAUUACAAAGACCGGGAGGCUGAGUUUAUGAAGAGAGAGAAGGAUUUGAAGAGACGUAUAGAGGACAGAGAAAGGGAUUAUAAGAGGACCCUGAGAAAGCUUCAUGAACAGAUUGCCAUUCUGGAAGGUCGAGUGAGUUUGGAUCAGCCCGAGGAUUCAUGCAGUCCUGCAGUAGAGAGCCAGCAGAGCAGCCCUACCUCAGGAUCCUCAGAUAGGAACGAGCGUGCUUUAGACUUCCUCGUUCAUGAUGCCGACUUGGGGGAGGCCAUACCCCGGACAGAUUGUCUAGACUGCAGCGCUUACAGAGCCAAAGCCAGGCUCACCCAAGGAGUCCAGCGCAAAAGACCGUCUCGAAGCAAACUCAGAGAGUCGGCUAGGAGCACACAGUCAUCUGUUCAACCCCAGCAAGGAGAGAGUAUAAGCGAUAACAAUGUGGAAAUGAACCAGAGACGAUCUUAUUUGGAGAGCCUUUCCAUACCUGUACCCAUUGCACUACCAGGCGGCGAGCAGAGGAGUGAGUCUCAAGGCAUGAUGAGGCCUGGUGGAGAAAAAGGAGGUGAUCUGUCAAGCUCUCCCUCACUUCAGGGUCUUAUGCAACAUAGAGAAGGCAGCACAAGGUCUAGCCUGUCUCCUCCUAAAGACUCGUCUACACCUCACUCUCCCACGUCCAGCCAGUCAUCCACCGGCCUGCUCCACAGCCUUCGUAACAGGAGGUACAAGAAGAAGGAGAGCAGCCAAAGCAGGAAGAGCAAAGAUGAAGAAAGUGAUAGCUCAACAACAAGAACAUCCAAAAGAAGAUUUCCAGAUUUUGGAGGUCUGCGCAAAUCGGGUGGGAAAGGCCGCAAGCAGGAAAAGGAAGCACAGCGGGGUUCUGUCGGGAGCAGGAGCUCCAGAGAGCUUGUGGAUGAAUCAAGUGGAAAUGCCUCUCCCUCUGACUCCGUAUCCUCCAUCCCAUCCUGCAUGCCUUUCUCCUGGUUCGGAGACAGGGAGCGGUCUCGAGACAGGGAGAGAGAAAAAGAGCAGUCGCUGUCCAGCUACAGUCUCCCCCACAGUCCUACAGAGGGACACACAGAAGAUGGAACAGAACAAAAGAAUAAGAGCAACUUGUCCUGGCACUCUCGCCUCUCGUACUCCUUAGAUUUGAGCUUUGAUUUGAACACCAGCAGUCCUCGCUCUGCCCUGGCCUCUUUAUUGAGUGAACCUUGUACUCGAGGACACUCCCAGAAGCUCGUCUUCUCCUCCUGCGAGACCCUUAAUGAUGAGCCUGCUGCUGUCACAAGGCAACACUUGUGGCAGAACCGCCCUCUUUUUGAAUGGACCAAUCAGCAGGUGUGUCACUGGUUGAUGGGCAUGAACAUGGACCAGUAUAUAGCAGAGUUCACUGCGAAAGGCAUUGAUGGCAAACGUCUGGCGAAUUUGGACAGCAGUAAAUUAAAGGAGCUGGGGGUGUCGAGUCAGAGAGAUCGUGCCACCAUUAAGAGGAAGCUGAGGGACAUGAAGAAGGCACAGGAAAAGUUUGAGAAGCAGCGGGCGAAGAAGCAGAAGGAGGUUCGACUGAGUACUGGUGGUAAACCUGCAAAUCUUGAAUCUGCUUGCUGAAUCUGAAUCGGCAGUCAUUUUUACACUUCAGGGAAAAGCCCCCCAGUGUGGGAAAACACGAACAUUCCCAACAGGAUGUCAUCUAUGUCGUGUACGUGUGUGUGCAGCUACUGCGAACCAUGGAUGUUAUGGAAGUAGAGACACAUUCAAUUGGAAGUUACUUAGAUUCUUCUAGCACAUUCUCUCAGUUCCAGUGCUUAAGUAAAAAAAAUAUUUUUCACAAACUUUAAUCAUAGGUUUAUCUUAGGAUCUUGAUAUGUCACCUCAGAGCAUAUGACCCAAAGUGUCUUAAUUACACUGCUGCUGUUUUCAAUUGAUUCUUGUCUUCCACCUAAAUGAACUUAUUUUAAAAUUUUACUUUCUGAACUUGAAUAUGAACAUGAGAAUAAUGUCCUGAUUUGGACAUGUGGCAGGUGUCAUUGAAGGUAGGACGCAAUUUUAGCAAAUCACAAACCAGGGAAUAUGAAUUUUACCAUUACCCCCUUUAGCGCAUUUUAUUGAUUAGCUUAAUGCAAUGCUUAGCAUAAAAUAUUACAUAUAAAAUAUUACACAUCUUAAUUUCAUGCAAACAAAAACAAAGCUCUAUGCAUAUGAUAGCUAAAAGAAGUACUUAGCUAACUAAUCUUAAAAAAAGCGCUCUAUAUAAAAUAUUUGAACAUAUAAGUGGCCCAAAACUGGGCCCUGGGGUACCCCCUAUCCAUAUCAUACGCAAAACUCUUGUGGUGAUGUCAUAUCAUUGAAUCUGUGUUUUGAUGAUGAACUGUAGCCUAAACUCCAGCCUUGUUGAGCCACUGAGGCUGGGACAUGCAUAUAAUCUAAAGUAGCAGUUCUUAUUUAUUCACACUGGAGGGCAGCAGUGUAAUUGAAAUGACCCAUAGAGCACUUCUCAUUAGGGUCGGCAUUCACAAAGCUUCAACCUGCUGAUACUGGGUCUGUCUUAUCUGGCAUAAACAGGGAAUUAUUUUUUGUAGCAAAUCCCAUUUACUUUUCUCUGGACUGCUUUGUGAAUUCUAGAUUACACUCAGCACUUUAGCAUGAUCGCGUACUUGAGCAAGCGGAUGUCUACAUUACAAGGCACACACACAUGCUUUGCCAAGUAAACCUACUGAAUGGAAAUUGAGUGUACACUUUUAUGUGUGCACAUCACCUUCCCUACUGUACACUUUGACUUUUUAAAUAAUUUUUCUUUUUUUUUUUUUUUUUUUUUUUUACAAAAUAUCUGCUUAUUUUUAUUGUCAGCUGUACAUAAUGAGGCAAUGCUGUCAGUGGAAAUGUGUCAGGAAGAGAAGACGUCUUCACUGUCUUUUAUGCCACAGAUGGUUUUACAUGUGUAAUGAUAAAUAAAACGUAUUUUACAUGAA